Messenger RNA from Vombatus ursinus (common wombat), 2403 nucleotides. RefSeq names its product carnosine dipeptidase 2 (gene CNDP2). Gene Ontology annotation, molecular function: metallodipeptidase activity. Gene Ontology annotation, cellular component: cytosol. The transcript has 12 exons. Gene Ontology annotation, biological process: proteolysis. NCBI's taxonomy places the organism in Eukaryota, Metazoa, Chordata, Mammalia, Diprotodontia, Vombatidae. The coding region runs from base 108 to 1532 and encodes 474 amino acids. The record is from RefSeq and is a predicted model, not a curated record.
GAAAAGAGGACACGUGGUACAGCAGCGGCGGCGGCGCGUAGAGAUUUCAGGCAUUGGACACAAUCUUUUCUUCUCAGAGUUUCCAGAAUCAUUCAUUGAAUCAGAAAAUGCCUAUCCUCACUGAACUGUUUCGUCAUAUUGAUAAACACCAGAAUCAAUACAUAAAGAAGCUUGCAGAAUGGGUCUCAAUCCAGAGCGUUUCUGCCUGGCCAGAGAAAAGAGAAGAAAUCAAUCGGAUGAUGGAAGUUGCAGCUGCAAACAUAAGACAACUAGGUGGCACAACUGAGCUGAUAGACAUUGGGAAACAAAAGCUCCACGAUGGCUCAGAAAUACCUCUGCCUCCUAUUUUACUUGGCAAACUGGGCUCGGAUCCCCAAAAGAAAACUGUGUGUGUCUAUGGACAUCUGGAUGUACAACCAGCAGCCCUGGAGGAUGGCUGGGAUAGUGAGCCCUUCACGUUGGUAGAAAGAGAUGGAAAACUGUAUGGAAGAGGUGCAACUGAUGACAAGGGACCAGUACUUGGCUGGCUAAAUGCCCUGGAAGCUUUUCAACAAAUAAAUCAGGAUAUCCCUGUCAAUGUCAAAUUUUGUCUAGAAGGCAUGGAGGAAUCUGGUUCUGAAGGCCUGGAUGAUUUGAUUUUCUCUAAGAAAGAUACUUUCUUCAAAGACGUGGAUUAUGUUUGUAUCUCUGACAACUACUGGUUGGGGAAAAAGAAGCCCUGUAUUACAUAUGGCCUCAGAGGAAUUUGCUAUUUUUUUAUAGAGGUGGAAUGCAGUGACAAAGACCUUCAUUCUGGUGUGUAUGGUGGUUCGGUGCAUGAAGCCAUGUCAGAUCUCAUUACUCUGAUGGGCUGCUUGGUGGACAGAAAGGGACACAUUCUCAUCCCUGGUAUUAAUGAAUCAGUGGCUCCUGUUACUGAUGAGGAGCUCUUGCUGUAUGAAAAGAUUGACUUUGAUUUGGAAGAAUAUACAAAAGAUGCGGGAGCAAAGACACUUCUACAUGACUCAAAGGAAAAAAUCUUAAUGCACAGAUGGAGAUACCCAUCCCUCUCUCUCCAUGGAAUUGAAGGUGCUUUCUCUGGACCAGGAGCUAAAACUGUGAUUCCUAGGAAAGUGAUUGGCAAGUUCUCAAUAAGAUUGGUGCCAGAUAUGGUACCUGAGGUUGUCGAAAAACAGGUUGUAAGUUACGUGAAUGAAAAGUUUACUGAGCUAAAGAGCCCCAACAAGUUCAAGGUGUACAUGGGCCAUGGUGGAAAACCUUGGGUGUCUGACUUCAAUCAUCCUCAUUACCUGGCUGGGAGAAAAGCCUUGAAAAGAGUUUUUGGUGUUGAACCAGACUUGACCAGAGAAGGUGGCAGUAUUCCUGUGACCUUGACCUUCCAAGAGGCCACAGGAAAAAAUGUAAUGCUACUGCCUGUCGGAUCGGCAGAUGAUGGUGCUCAUUCACAGAAUGAAAAACUCAACAGGCAUAACUACAUAGAAGGGACCAAAAUGCUGGGUGCAUACUUGUAUGAAGUAUCUCAACUGAACUGAACCAUAUACUUUAUUCCCCACUUUGGAGAGUGACAUCUAACUGGAAAGUUGGUUAAUCUGGUCAUUGGGCCAUUUUCCGUUAGGAGGCCUCUUAUUUUUCUCUUUUCCUUUCAUAAAAACAAGUACCUACUAAAGCUUUGAACAUCUGCUGUUACUAUACCCACUAUACACUAUUAUAUAAAAAUGGAACCACUUUGAGACACAAGGUUGUCAAAUAUUUAUAUUUGAUUCCUAGGUUCUGACAAGGGGCUCAGAAUUUAUAUAUUUACAUAUUCUUGUCUCAGCUGGGCUGCUUCCAAAGUUGCUAUGAAAUUUUUUUUUCCCCAAAAAUGAAUAUUCCAUCUAAAACAGUAAUUCUUAACCUUUUCUGUGUCAUGGACCUUUUGAGAAGUCUGGUGAAGUAGAGUAAUGUUGCCUGCAAUCAUAAUUGAAAAAAAGUGCUAAAUUUCAGUUGGAGGUUAAUGAAAAAUAAGAUAUUUUUUCCCAUACAAGCCCACAGACCCUCUGAAAUCUGUUAUUGAACCCCAGGUGAAGAAUCCCCAGUCUAAAAAAAUUAAGUCCUUGAAAAGAAAUUUUGAACAGCAGGUUGUAUUCCUUAUCUCUGUCUUCCUUUUUUUAAGCUGACUGACGUAAUAUAUUGUUUUAUGAGGGAAAUAUUAAAGAUUAUGAAAGAAAUUAAGGUGGUCACUUUGGCUUUUAUUAACAUCUCAUUCUCUUGCUGCACUGCCAUUGUGUCUCAUUCUCUUCAAGAUUUUGGCAAUUGGACUUUCCUAUCUUUAGGUAAUCGACAAACUCCAUUGAACUUAACCAGGAUAAUUCCUUUGUUUUUUCAUGUAUGUGCUGCUAAAUAAAAAUUUUAAAUGAAGUCUCA